Molecule: messenger RNA, 5211 nt
Organism: Trachemys scripta elegans
Lineage: Eukaryota; Metazoa; Chordata; Testudines; Emydidae
Gene: ARHGAP33
Product: Rho GTPase activating protein 33
Biological process (GO): small GTPase-mediated signal transduction
Cellular component (GO): nucleoplasm; fibrillar center; cell cortex
Molecular function (GO): phosphatidylinositol binding; GTPase activator activity; protein binding
Source: RefSeq, a predicted model, not a curated record
GGACAGGGGGACCUACAGCCCCCUGCCGUCCAAGCCUCCCCGCCUCCCAGCCCUGCUGGUGCCCCUCAAUCCCAACCCUCAGCACCAUUGGUGUUCUAACUUGGGGGGACUGGCUGGCUGCUGGGGGAGGAGGGGAGCUUUCCCUCUAGGGACGCCAGCCCCGAUCCGGCCCCAGGGUGGGGGCUGGAAAGUUCGGUCCCAUGUGCUGAUGGUGCUUGUUGCCCCCAGCCCUCCGUUGUGCAUGCUGCCCUGGGCAGUUCCCUGCAGGCAGCCUAGGAGGAACCGAUCAGCAACUCGACUUCCCCUUUCAGCAGUGCGACAACGUGGUUUAACCUGUGGGUUCCAGCUUCCUGCGCUGGGCGGCCCGAGGCAGUGCAGAGUCACAGCUCUGCCAGAGCCCCCAGGCCCCACGCUGGAGCCCCCCGCAGCCUCGGACAUGGGCUCUGAGCCCCCACAGGAUCUCCAGCCCCCCAGCAUGCUGCGCCGAUUCUCCUUGGUGGACAACAGCCAGCAGAAGUGGAAGCCCCGUCUGCGCUCACUCUCCACGGCCCGCAGCACGGACAGUCUGGACAGGACGGGGGAUGGGCCGCUCCGCCCUCUGGGGAACACAGCCGCCAGUGUCAAGGGGAAAGCUCCCAAGAGGCUGUCCAUCACCCGAGCCCAUUUCCCCAAGCUGGCUGAUUGCGCCCACUUCCACUAUGAGGCCGUGGACUUUGGACACAUCCAGCUCCUGCUGGCCUCCGAGCAAGGGGAGGGGCUGCCCAGUACCCUGGGGGACAGGGAGCUACUCUUCAUCGUCCAGGUCACCUGCCGGGGGAAGACAUGGCCUGUUCACCGCAGCUACGAGGAGUUCUGCAGGCUGGACGGGCACUUGCACUGCUGCAUCUUCGACCGCCGCUUCUCCCAGCUGCCCGAGCUGCCACCGCCCUGCCAGGCCCGGGGACAGGCUGAGAUGCUGGCCCCUGUCCUGCGGCAGUACCUGGAGAAGCUCUCGGCCAUUGUGGACAGCAACAUUAACUGCGGGCCUGUCCUCACCUGGAUGGAGAUCGAUAAUCAUGGCAACCGGCUGCUGGUGAACGAGGAGGCCUCGAUCAACGUUCCGGCCAUUGCGGCCGCCCACGUCAUCAAGCGCUACACGGCCCAGGCCCCUGACGAGCUGUCCUUCGAGGUUGGGGACAUUGUGUCGGUAAUCGACAUGCCCCCCAAGGAGGAGGUCAGCUGGUGGCGAGGAAAGCACGGCUUCCAGGUCGGUUUCUUCCCCAGCGAGUGUGUUGAGCUCUUCCCGGACCGCCUGGCGCCAGAGCUCAAAGCAGACACAGACGGGACGGGCGCCAGCAUCCCUGGGGUCCUCACACCUCAGGGGCCCCUCUCCCCCACAUUGGUGUGUAAGAAGCAUGGGAAGCUCCUCGGUUUUCUUCGCACCUUCAUGAAGUCACGGCCCAGCAAGCAGCGACUGAAGCAGCGCGGGAUCUUGCGUGAGCGCGUCUUCGGCUGCGACCUGGGGGAGCACCUCCUGAACUCGGGGCACGACGUUCCCCAGGUCCUGCGCUGCUGCUCAGAGUUCAUUGAGAAGCAUGGCAUGGUGGACGGGAUCUAUCGCCUCUCGGGUGUCGCCUCCAACAUCCAGAAGCUGCGGCACGAGUUCGACAGCGAGCGGGUGCCAGAGCUGGGCCGGGCGACCUACCUGCAGGACAUCCACUGCGUGAGCUCCCUGUGCAAGCUCUACUUCCGUGAGCUGCCCAACCCGCUGCUCACCUACCAGCUCUACCACAAGUUCGCGGAAGCUGUGGCGGUGCCCGGCGAGGAGGAGCGCCUGGUGCGGGUGCAUGACGUCAUUCAGCAGCUGCCACCGCCCCACUACAGGACCCUGGAGUUCCUACUGCGGCACCUGGCGCGGGUGGCCACACACAGCCCAGAAACCAGCAUGCACGUCAAGAACCUGGCCAUCGUAUGGGCCCCCAACCUGCUCCGGUCGCUGGAGCUGGAGGCUGUGGGGCUGAGCGGGGCGGAGGCCUUCCACGAGGUGCGGGUCCAGUCCGUGGUGGUCGAGUUCCUCCUCAACCACGUCCAGGUGCUGUUCAGCAACAAGUUCACCUCCAUCGGCAAGGACAGCGCAGGAAUCGGAGGCUUCCCCCCCACUGCCCGGGGCGCUGUGCCUGUUUCGGCAUGUGCCGCCCCCGCCGCCCCCAAAGAACCCAGCCCGGCUGAUGGCGCUGGCACUGGCGGAGAGUGCACACCGGGCCGCCCGGCAGCAGCAAGGGGCACCACGCAGGGAGCAGCGUGCCCAGUUCCGGCGCUCCCUAUCCCUGGAAGGUGGGGGGGAGGGGGCAGCAAUGGGGCUGGGCACUCUGUACUCUGUGGUGCGCCCUGGCCCUGCUGCCCAGCUCCCUGACCCCUCUCUGCAGCGCCAGCAGAGUGAGGGGGAACCCCGGGGCCAGCGUCAGGAGCGUGCAGGGGGCCCCCAGGUCACAUUGGCCAAGGCCCCUGCCCCAGGUGGGGAGGGGGGCAGGGCCAGCUUGGCAGCCCCCCCCCACUACAGCAAAGCCCCCCCUGACACCCACCACUGGGGCCCUGAACCCCACCUGCCCUGCCAGACCCAGCCGCUGCCCUUCCCCCGAGCACUGGACCCUGCCCCCCGCCACCCGCAGGCCCCACCCAAGCCCCCAGCCCCCCUGCACUUCCACCCCCCACCUGCGGCCUGUCUCAACGCCACCCCCCAGUGGCUGGGCCCCCCCUGCACUGCCCCUCCAUAUCCUCCGGAGCCACAGCUGCACCAGCGCCACCACUUCCUAGCUCCCCGCCCCCCCGGCGCUGCCACACAUCCCCGGCGCCCGCUGCUGGAGCCCGCAGCCGAGAACCUGUACUACGAGAUCGUCCCAGAGCCGCCCGUCUACCGGCCCUGGCCCCUGGGCCCCCCGCGCCUCCCGGCACCCCGCAAGUACAUGGCCACCCUCAACGCCUCCUACGGCGUCUUCCAGCAGCCCAGGCCCAACCCCUUGGCCCCAACCCCACCCUUCUGGGCCAUCUUCGAGGAUGGGCGCGUCCGCUACGAGCCACCGGAGCCCAUCUACGUCAACGUCCCCUUUGCUGGCCCUCCGGCAGGGCCAGAGGCCAGGGGGCACCGCCGCAGCAGGGCCACGCCCCCCUCAUCCUCGUCCUCUGCCUCGGCCUCCCCUCCGCCGGAGGGCGGGCACCUGCGCAGCCGCUCUGAGCCUGGCGCUGCCCGCGCUGCCCUGCACCGCCCCCCGGUGCCGGCCCUGCCGCAGAAACAGAGGCAGGGCCUGCGGGCAGCACCAGGCUGGGCCUACGGACCGCCAUCAGUGCCAGGACUUUACCGCCAGCUACUAGACGUGCUGCCCUGUGGCGGCACCAUGCUGCGGUUCUACCGCCCAGCACCACCUGGCUGGGAGCCGGCCACCGGCUGCACCCCUCCCUUCACCACCUACGCUGAGCCCUCGCCCCGGCCUCCUGCCCUCCUCAGCCCUAGCCUGCUGGACGGUUACCGGCUGGGGCCCUACUCCCCCUAUGCAGAGCACCUGCCCCCCCAGUAUGGCAACGUGGAGAAAAAGGAGGGGCCUCCCCCACCACCUGCGUGCCUGGCUCCCAACUGGACGGUGCACUCUGAGGGGCAGACCCGGAGCUACUGCUGAUGGGGGGCCCAGGCUGGACCACGAGGGACCCUGGGUGGGGGGGCUGGAGGACCUGUGUUGAGCUCCCUAAGUGCUGACACAUACCCCUGGGUGCAGGAUCUGAGCAUUGGCUGGGGACCAUUGCUGAGACAGUCAGGCUGUGACAUCAUGUGAGGCCCCAAUAACGUCAUCCGAGGUCUGUAUGACACGCCUGAGCUGCUGCAGGGCUGGAGUGAUAUCACACUGGGAUCAUGAAUGGCAGGAGGAUGGGCACUGUAACAUCACAAUGAGGCCACCAAUGGCAACAGGACUGGUACAGUGACAUCGCUACAGGGCCAUCAGUGGUGAGAUGAACACCCGAUGUGAUGGCAGCCCAAUUGCAUUGCUGCUCCCCAAUGAUGUUAACAGCUGCUCUCCAAUGACCUCAGGGCCCCUCACUGACAUCACCACAUCCCAUAUGCUAUCACUGGGCUACGAUCACCAUCACACCCAGUAUGACAUCAUUGCCCACCUUGGCUAGGCCUCCACCUGCUGAUGCUCAGCGACCGCCUCAGUGUGACAUAGGGAGGGGGCAUGGGUGACGUCAGCAGAACCAUGAAUGACAUCACUAUCUGACUCUGCCUCCCAGGGGCCAGUGUGGGGCAUAAAACUAUUGGGGUCUUGCCCCACUGCCAGCCCUGGUAAUAGGGGGACCCUCCCUGUCCCCUGUGGGGGGGGGGGGCAGGGGACGCUGUUCUAUAAAGCUUUUAAAGCUGAGAAAGAUUUCUAACGUUUUAACCCUUCAUUAACCCAAUUAAAACACCCCCAACCCUGAGAUGGGAUCCCCCAGCGAGGGGGGGCGGCACCAAGGGUAAUGGAGGGAGGCUAAAGGAAAAAAAUCCCUCCCCAGCCUGCCUGUCUGGCCUCCCUGGUCAGCAUGACCCAUGAGCUGGGGGUGGGGGGCAUGUACAUAUCUGGCUAGAUUGGGGGUGUGCCUGCUGCCCCCUGCUGGAGGAGCUGAGCCCUGCUUGGGGUGUGUGAUGGUGGGUGCUUGGUUGUGUUGUGUGGCUGUGGCUGUAGUUGUCUGGUUGUGGCAGUACCGCAGUGUGUGUGGGGUAUGUUAUGGGGUAGCUGGAGGUGUCGGGGGCACCCCCUGCUGACCCUCCCAGUGGCUGAGAACGGCAAUUCCUGGGGGUGGGCAGCAUCUGACUGACUAUUGCACUAACUCCCAUUGUGACUUUGGGGGUCCCCUGGGAGUUAUGACCUUUGACCCCCCCAUACCCUGUACCCCCCACCCCCAUGAUAAAGGGGCAGUGCUGUGACCAGCUGGGCCCAGGGUGGGUGGGGUUGCCCUGGGAGUGCUGACCUCCGCCAAUACCCUAAUCCUAUAACCCACCCCCAGCCAAAAUCCCACAGAUUGGGGGGGAAGGGCUAAUCCUGGUUCACCUAAUUCAGCCCCAUCCCCACUGCAGGGCCCUGGAGUGCUGCUGUGACUGUUCCCCUGGUGAGUGUAUUUGUUGAAGAUCCUGCCCUCCCCCCAUUCUGUACUAAAUGGUUUAAACCAACCCCAUAAACUAAUAAAGACAAAAACGAAACCAAAAAA